CUCUCUCGAUUUGUUACCUAGCUUCCUUCGCAGCUCAAUUCUGCAUUCUGUAACGGAGGUAAGCUUUUUACUCCACCCCUCUCCAAUCUCAUGAAUCGAGAAGAAUAUAAAUUGAAAUUAUCUAAUUAAGGAUUUCCUAUUUCAAGUGAUAAUCAAUCAAACGGACAGCUACUCGAUUGAAUCAGUUACGGUUUCGAUAGCGUUGGAGCUUGAGGUGAUUCAUUGUUAAAAGCCAACAUCUUGUGAGGAAGGGGGCGAAUAAUGGAAACAAACUCCACAAAUUGCAGUUUUGUAGUUAUCGUAGAUUAUUAUCCGUCUUAAAUUGGGGCCACGAUGAGUAGUGAAUUGAAUUCGAAUGGGGACAGCGCCCUAGUUUCGGGAGUUCACGAUGCUGCCGCCGCAUAUGUGAGCGGGUGGAUGUAUGUGAAUCAAAGCGGGCAGAUGUGUGGCCCUUAUAUUCAGCAACAGUUAUACGAGGGUAUAAGUUCUGGUUUCUUACCAGGGGAGCUCCCCGUUUAUCCGAUUGUCAACGGGAAUAUCCUCAAUGCAGUGCCCCUCUGCUACUUUAACCAAUUCCCCGACCACGUUGCCACUGGUUUUGUCUACUUGAACGCGAAGGAGUCUACGAGUGAUGCCCACGGCUCCAUCCCGAGCAACAGUGAUGCAGAUGAAAGCUUCCCUUUGACAGGAGAUGAUGAGUCUUCUUGGCUGUUUGAGGAUGGUGAGGGUAAAAGACAGGGACCACACUCGCUUAAUGAGCUUUAUUCCUGGCGUGAGUAUGGAUAUAUGCACGAUUCUGUGAUGGUGUAUCAUACUGAAAAUAAAGUUAAACCCUUGAAUUUGGCAACAUUGCUGAACACUUGGAGAAAAGCUAGGAUUGGAGGAGCUGUCACCACGUAUGAUAAUAAUGAUGAAGGAACUGGCUUAGCACUGAACUUGGUGUCUGAGAUUUCUGAUGAAGUUUGUUCACAUCUUCACUCAGGAAUUAUGAAAACAGCCCGCAAAGUUUUACUUGAUGAGAUAGUUAUGUCCAUAGUUUCUGAUUCUAUUGCCAUGAAGAGAACUCAGAAAAAUCCUAAGAUUGUACCAGUCAUUGAAUCUGUGAAAUCUGUUUCUUCAGAUGGAAGAGUGUUAGAAACUCACAUGCCAAAGAAAAAUGAGUGGCAGCCUGAAAACCCUGUCGAGAAGGACCAUGCCAUUUGGGAUGAAGUAGAAGUAGAGCAUACUGUUGAUAGUGAAAGAUGUAAUGGUGGUGACACCAUGAAACCUCCUCCUAGCAUGAAAUCAAUUGGUAGUUUUGAAAACUUUUGUGCUGCACAUGCAGUUGUUAGCAGGACGCUUUUUUAUUCUUGCCUGGAAGUCAUGUGGAAUGCCAUCUGUUAUGAUCCUGUAGCUGACUUUACAUCUUCUUGGCGAAGGAAAAGGCGCUGGUAUGAUCCUGGUUAUGUUGCUAGACAACGCUUUCACAAAGAAUUCUCCCAGCCAAUUGAGAAGCUACCAGCCGACUCUGACUCCUCUAGCUCUGAGGUAGAUUGCCCUCCAGGUUUUGGACCAGAAAGAAUUUCCGUGGAUAUAGAAGCAAAAUCACCAUCAGUUUCACAGCAUUCUGAAAGAGAGGAAUCUUCUAAUAAGAUACUGUCCCAUAAUACUUCUUAUGAUGAAAUUGGAGCCAUCUUGGAAUACGUAAUGAAUGAUCUUCACUCUUCCUCAAAGUUGUCAUUAGAACAUCACUUUGAAAGACUUGUGGAUGAGGAAGUGAAUAAAGUAAUUGAUUUUCCUCAAAAUAGUCCAAUUGAUGAGGUUGCUUUCUGCUCGUCACCUACAUGGUCAGAUGACCACCUGGGUUCAGCUCAAACUAAAAAGUAUCCAUUGCCUCAAACUGUUGCUCUCAGUCAUGAGGUUAUCAUGCCCAAGGUUGCAUUUCAGAAACUGCUUAUACAUUCAGAUGAUCCAACUAAUAUUGAAGUAGAUGAAUUGUGCCCAUGUCUAUCUGAAGAAGAUAGAGUAAUAAAUGGUCCACUAGACAUUUCCAGGGUGCAAUUUCAGCAUUUGCCUGUACAUCUUGAAAAUGCUAGCAAUGUAGCAGUUAGUGAUGAAUUGCGGCCACCUAAAUCUGAGGAAUUGACCGAACAUUGUGCUUUAUCACCAAUUUCUCAAGUAAAUGCGUCAAAAGUAGACGAGCACACAAGGAGAACCUCUUUGCAGGUAGCACUAAUGAUAAGCCGGUUAAGAAUAUAUGACUCUGUCAUGAGAACAUGGAGACCUUCGUAUUCUAAUGAUUUCAUUGAAAAAGCUAUAACAGUGGCAUGUUCUUUGAGAAGUCAUGAAUUAGGAAACAAUGGAUCUGCUGAUUGCAUGGAUAUAGAAAAAUCUUAUGGUGCUGGGAGAUUCUCUGAAGCAACGUUACUAACUGGAAAAUAUGUAUAUUCUCGGAGGAGUAAAUUGGGUUGUAAAAAGUCAGAACCAUUUUUCAAGGCUCUGAUUAAGGGAGAAGAUCGCCAUCCAAAACUGGCACCGAAAAAGUCAAAGAAAAGUAGCACACAUAAAAAAGUUGUUCAGGCUGCACAAGUUGACACUAUAGUUCCCAAUUUAGAGAAAAAGGCCUCAAAACCUGACACUGCUGUUCCUCAUUUAGAGAAAAAGGACUCAAAACCUGACACUACUGUUAGUAGACGUCGGGUAAAGGGAUCAGCCCGUCAUAUUCGCAGACAGGUGUCCGAUAAAGUUAUUUCUCCGCUUCAAGGCAAUAAGACAGAGAUUCCAUCCCUUUCUACUAAGGACCACUCUAACCUUGAGCAGAUUACAAGUGCCUCAAAAGUACCAAAAUCAAAUAAGCUCUCAAAACUUAAAAGGAAGAGUCUGAAUAAUCAUUCACAACAUUCUCGACCUGGUAAGGUCCAGAAACUAGCAAAUGGCACUCCAAAAGAAGCCAUGCCUAAACAAGUUGAGGGGCACCAGACUAAGAGAAUUAAGACUAGGACGCCGAGACCUUGUCCACAGUCUGAUGGCUGUGCACGGACAUCCAUAAAUGGGUGGGAAUGGCGUAAAUGGGCUUCUGAGGCUAGUCCAGCUGAAAGGGCUCGUGUAAGAGGAAAUCAUAUCCGUUCUCUCUAUAUUAGUUCUGAAUGUAAUGGAAAUCAUUCAUCCAGUGUUAAGGGACUUUCUGCAAGAACAAACAGGGCCAAGUUGCGCAACCUUCUUGCUGCUGCAGAGGGUGCUGAUCUUCUUAAAGCAACACAGUUGAAGGCGAGGAAGAAACGGUUACGUUUCCAACGAAGUAAGAUACAUGACUGGGGUCUUGUUGCACUGGAGCCAAUUGAGGCAGAGGACUUUGUUAUUGAAUAUGUUGGAGAACUUAUUCGCCGUAGUAUAUCUGACAUACGAGAGCGCCAAUAUGAAAAGAUGGGAAUUGGGAGCAGUUAUCUUUUCAGAUUAGAUGACGGAUAUGUGGUUGAUGCCACCAAACGUGGAGGGAUUGCUAGAUUUAUAAACCAUUCUUGUGAGCCUAAUUGCUAUACAAAGGUCAUAAGUGUGGAGGGGCAGAAAAAGAUCUUUAUAUACUCAAAGCGUCAUAUCACUACUGGCGAAGAACUCACAUACAAUUACAAGUUUCCAUUAGAGGAGAAAAAGAUACCUUGCAACUGUGGUUCUAAAAGGUGCCGUGGCUCAUUGAAUUGAUGCUGGAUUGAAUAUUUUACUGGUGUGUUGUAACCAUCAAUGACUGGAAUAACUUUGACAGUCUUCGCUUACUUGGGGCUAUCCCAACUGUAACUAGUGGUGGCAUUUACUUCGGGAAAGUCUUGGUCAUGAACUGCUUCAGCAAGGAUUACUCGAGUUGUGUUCCAGGUCUCCAUUUGCGUCGGUAGUCAAAAAUGAUGAUCACUACCAACUCAACCCAUGUGAUUAUUCUUGUAGAUAUCUUGCAGAUGAGUUUCUCCUCUCAAGAACUGAAAAUUUGUUGUUCUUUUCAUUUCUUUCCGCAACAGUUUUGGGAUCCAAUGCCUUGUACAAAGAUACUGGUAAAUUUUCAAAUAUUCCAUAACUUAUACAAAGUAUUUUUUUGGUAAAAGUUUGAUUAUAUUCUGCUAUAUAUGGGCAGUUGUGCUACAUAAUGCUAACAAAAUUUCUAAUAUAUCUGUUGAAACAGAAAAGAUAGUCUGAAAUUAUACAAAUCAAGUAAAUUGCCUGUUUUUAUCAGCUCAUUCCCCUAUCAAUCUCUUGCAUAAUAUUUCUCAAAGAAUUUCAGUCACUAAGUGCAAGAUCUUUGUAUGACUAGUGACUCCCUUUUUUCUAUGGAUAGUUGAAAUUUGCAUGAGUCCAGCCACUCUUCAAUUUUGACAUUUUCCCUCGGAGUUACAGAUGAAGAAACUGAUACCAAGAGUCCGGCCAAUUUCAUACCGUAGGCUACUUGCGAUGAAUUGACACAUUUGGGAGAAAGAAGUAGUCCGCUUACAUGCGCAACUCCUAGCAGAUUUUUUGUCAAGACGUGCUGGGCUAUCCAUCAAAUGCUUCAAAACUUGACUAUGAAAAUACUAUAUUUUCUCAAAGAACAUAAAUCAUCACCCUCAAUAGAGUCAGUUUACAUGAGAUGAUAGUUGGACUAAUCGUAAAAUGGAGAAAUUUGAUUCAUCGAUGACUUGUGCCCGACCUUAGCUCAACUGGGAGAGUGAGGAAUGAAUCGCUGCAUCAGGACUUGCCACCUGAUGUUGCUGCAUCCUUGGGUUGCCGGUUCGAAUCCGGCAGGUCGGAAAAGUUUUCCAUAUCAUACUGCAUUUGCAAAUUAUCUCUAUGUAUAAUAUCACCCUUGUAGUAGUAACUUUCUACCAACAAAAAGAAGCAAAGUGAUUUGAAUUUGACAGUGAAUUUCAGUUAGCCGUAUUUAGCAUCUUUUAAAAUCAA
Molecule: messenger RNA, 4899 nt
Organism: Salvia hispanica
Lineage: Eukaryota; Viridiplantae; Streptophyta; Magnoliopsida; Lamiales; Lamiaceae
Gene: SDG25
Product: SET domain protein 25
Cellular component (GO): Set1C/COMPASS complex
Molecular function (GO): protein binding; histone H3K4 methyltransferase activity
Source: RefSeq, a predicted model, not a curated record